Molecule: messenger RNA, 1644 nt
Organism: Zeugodacus cucurbitae (melon fly)
Lineage: Eukaryota; Metazoa; Arthropoda; Insecta; Diptera; Tephritidae
Gene: ND-51
Product: NADH dehydrogenase [ubiquinone] flavoprotein 1, mitochondrial
Exons: 4
Coding region: 112-1539 (475 amino acids)
Biological process (GO): mitochondrial electron transport, NADH to ubiquinone
Molecular function (GO): 4 iron, 4 sulfur cluster binding; FMN binding; NADH dehydrogenase (ubiquinone) activity
Source: RefSeq, a predicted model, not a curated record
UGAGCUGUUCUGUACUCUACGAUAAUAAAAUACUCGAUAGAUGCCGCUGUUCGUUAAUACAUCUGUCAUAUGUGACAAUAUAAUAAUUUUUCAGACCAUCUAAUAACGAAAAUGGCAGGAGCCCUGGUGAGGAUAAAUUUUCUUCAGCGACCACCAUUCGCUUGUGCCAGUUUGCCUGCGGUGGCACAGCGGCGAUUGCAGGGAACCGCAGCGCCUCCUCCAGGUACACCCCCACCUCAAACUAAAACUAAAUUUGGACCUCUAGCAGAUCAAGAUCGUAUUUUUACAAAUCUAUAUGGUCGACAUGACUGGCGUUUAAAGGGAGCAUUGAAACGCGGCGAUUGGUACAAAACCAAAGAAAUUCUAUUAAAGGGUACUGACUGGAUAAUCAAUGAAUUGAAAACAUCUGGUCUUCGCGGACGCGGAGGUGCUGGCUUUCCCUCUGGUAUGAAAUGGUCUUUUAUGAACAAACCCUCUGAUGGACGCCCAAAAUACUUGGUUGUAAAUGCUGAUGAAGGUGAACCGGGAACGUGCAAGGAUCGUGAAAUUAUGAGACAUGACCCUCAUAAGUUAGUAGAGGGAUGUUUAGUGGCUGGCAGAGCAAUGGGUGCGAGGGCUGCUUAUAUAUACAUUCGCGGUGAAUUUUAUAACGAGGCUUCUAACAUGCAACUAGCUAUUGCCGAAGCAUAUCAGGCGGGAUUAAUUGGAAAAAAUGCAUGUGGCUCAGGAUACGAUUUCGAUGUAUUUAUGCAUCGCGGUGCAGGUGCAUAUAUUUGUGGAGAGGAAACUGCUCUAAUUGAAUCACUUGAAGGCAAACAAGGAAAACCUCGACUAAAGCCCCCAUUCCCAGCCGAUGUUGGCGUUUUUGGAUGUCCUACUACGGUAAACAACGUAGAAACAAUUGCAGUUGCUCCCACUAUCAUGAGGCGUGGUGGUGCCUGGUUUGCAAGUUUUGGACGUACUCGUAAUUCGGGCACAAAAUUGUUUAACAUUUCCGGACACGUAAACAAACCCUGCACAAUAGAGGAAGAAAUGUCAAUCCCUCUUAAAGAAUUAAUUGAACGUCAUGCUGGUGGUAUUCGUGGUGGUUGGGAUAAUUUACUUGGUGUGAUUCCUGGUGGCUCAUCUACCCCCGUAAUCCCAAAAAAAGUUUGCGAUGAUGUAUUAAUGGAUUUUGAUGGUUUGAUUGCUGCUCAGACUUCGCUUGGAACAGCUGCCCUUAUCGUUAUGGAUAAAUCCACUGAUAUAAUCAAGGCUAUUGAACGUUUAACCGCGUUUUACCGCCAUGAAAGCUGUGGUCAGUGCACACCAUGCCGUGAAGGUAUUAUGUGGAUGCAUAAGAUCAUGAAGCGUUUCGUUGCCGGUAAUGGUCAGCCCGACGAGAUAGAUAUGUUGUGGGAGAUAUCCAAACAGAUUGAAGGGCACACAAUCUGUGCUUUAGCCGAUGGUGCAGCUUGGCCUGUGCAGGGCUUAAUUCGGCAUUUCCGACCUGAAAUCGAAGAGCGGAUGAAGAAAUAUGCAGUUAGAGCAACUAAUUAAGCAACUCUUUAAAACACGAUAACAAGUUAAUAAGUGCUUAUAAAUGUUGUAGAUUAAUACCAGUUCUAUAUAUUAUUGGUGAAAAAUAAAUAUAUUAAUAUUUAA